This is a messenger RNA of Lutra lutra (Eurasian river otter), 2776 nucleotides long. RefSeq names its product doublesex and mab-3 related transcription factor 2 (gene DMRT2). The record is from RefSeq and is a predicted model, not a curated record. Gene Ontology annotation, cellular component: nucleus. Gene Ontology annotation, biological process: sex differentiation; regulation of transcription by RNA polymerase II. Gene Ontology annotation, molecular function: DNA-binding transcription factor activity, RNA polymerase II-specific; RNA polymerase II cis-regulatory region sequence-specific DNA binding. NCBI's taxonomy places the organism in Eukaryota, Metazoa, Chordata, Mammalia, Carnivora, Mustelidae.
GCCGUGAUGUUGCUGGGGUGUCAGGGAGGGCAAAUAUCACCUUUUCUUAUCUUUUCUACUUUACGUGCAUGUCUUGCUGUACGUGCAACCGUGCCUGAUGUCGAUAUGGAGACCUUGCAGCUCAGCCCUGCGCGGCUCAACGCUAUGAUACUGGAGGAGCAUCGCAGCUGCAUGCCCCGUGUCCUUAUGGGGAUCUGACAGAAGAACAAUUUGGGCUUUGGGUUAUUUGCUGGGGGUGGGGGACAUGAAAGGACCUUUCCAAGCUCAAAAUGGGGUCCCUGUUUUUGAGAGGCAUUUGAAAGGUGUAGGAUGGUACUUCGCUGCGUCUGAAGGGCCCCUGUGAUCUAAAGGAAGAGGGCUCUCCCAUGGACGUGGUCCUGUUCAUCAUGGCCAUAGUAGUUGGACGUGGGGAAGCCUGACGAGCGGACUAGGCCGGCCUAGUUGGACACAAUACUUCGGUGUGUGUGAUCAACGCGUUUCCUAGGGACUUGUCCCGAGAGGGGGUGUAAAGCCAGAGAGUCUGUGGUUAAAGGUCAGGUGCUCAUAGAGCACUUAGAAUCAAUAGAUAACCUUGUUGGGUUGGGGAUUUCUGGGGCCCUGAAGAUACAAGAAAGGCGCUGUGGUGUGGAACUGAGGGACGUGUAGAGAACAGGGGUCCUCAAGGGGCCAAGGUUGGCGGACCAGGAGCGUGGGGCCCGAGGCCGAGGGUCCGUGCCUGACGGCGGUCGGUGCCUCUUGCGGUCUUUCCGUGUCUCCGCAGAGCGCAGGAGGAGGCUGAGCGUAGGCCGGAGCGGAGCGCAGUGCGCCAUGGCCGAGCGGCCGGCGGCGGGCCCUGCGGCGGGAGACUGGGAGAUCGACGUGGAGAGCCUGGAGCUGGAGGAGGACGGCCGCGGGCCGCCGCCGCCCACGCCGCCCGGGCCCAGCCCGCCGUCGGCCGACGGGGACGGCGAGGACGACGAAGACGACGAGGACGACGACGACGCGGAGGACGAGGGCGACGGCCUGGACGCGAGCGCGUCCCCGGGGGGGCCGGGCGGGCCGGAGCAGCCGCGGGCACCACCGCCGGGGCCAAGCCCCGCGCCGCAGGCCUCGCCCGCGCCGGCCGGGCCCCCGGAGCGCGGCGCGAACGCGGGCGGCGGCGCGGAGCCGCGCAAGCUCAGCCGCACGCCCAAGUGCGCGCGCUGCCGCAACCACGGCGUGGUGUCCUGCCUCAAGGGCCACAAGCGCUUCUGCCGCUGGCGCGACUGCCAGUGCGCCAACUGCCUGCUGGUGGUGGAGCGCCAGCGCGUCAUGGCCGCCCAGGUGGCGCUCCGGAGGCAGCAGGCCACUGAGGACAAGAAGGGGCUUUCCGGGAAGCAGAAUAAUUUCGAGCGCAAAGCCGUGUAUCAGAGGCAAGUCAGGGCGCCCAGUUUGCUGGCCAAAAGCAUUUUAGAAGGCUACCGCCCCAUUCCAGCUGAGACUUAUGUGGGAGGGGGCUUACCCCUCCCUCCCCCGGUUAGUGACCGGAUGCGGAAAAGGCGGGCCUUUGCCGAUAAAGAGUUGGAGAACAUUAUGCUGGAGAGAGAAUAUAAAGAGAGGGAGAUGCUGGAAGCAUCCCAAGCUACUGCCUUGUUUCUGCCCAGCCGCCUGGGGCACGGACCCGAGUACAGCUCCUACCGAAGCGCCUAUAGCCCCACCCCUGUGGAGACGGCGAACAAAGACUUCUGCAAUUUCCUGCCCACCUGCCUUGAUCUCACCAUGCAGUAUUCAGGGUCUGGGAAUAUGGAACUCAUCUCUUCCAACGUCAGUGUGGCCACAACUUACAGGCAGUAUCCCUUGUCCUCGAGAUUUUUAGUUUGGCCCAAGUGUGGCCCCAUCAGCGACACUCUUCUCUAUCAGCAGUGCUUGCUAAACACCACCACCUCUGUUCAAGCCCUGAAGCCCGGCACCGGCUGGGACUUGAAGGGAGUGCGGGUCCAGGACGGAUUUGUGGCAGAACACGACUUGUCGCCCCCCAAGCUAGAAGGCUCGCUGCUGCUGCCUCACCCUGCGGAGGUCCAGACCUCGAGAAGUGACCUUCAGGGUCACCAGGCCGUCCCCGAGAGGUCUGCAUUCUCCCCACCCAGACGGAAUUUCUCUCCCAUUGUUGACACGGACUCCCUGGCAGCUCAAGGGGACGUCUUAACCAAGAUCAGCAAAGAAAGCGCCAGGCACCCUCCACCACUUAAACAUAAUCCAUUCCACUCAUUAUUCCAGCAAACUCUUAAUGACAAAUCAGGUCCUGAGUUGCAAACACCAUUUGUCAAAGAGGCCUUUGAAGAGGUCCCUAAGAAGCACAGGGAAUGUCUAGUCAAGGAGAAGCAGAAGUACACAUUUACAAUAGACAGAUACGCCAAAGACCUUUUCGCAGCCAAACAAGUCGGAACAAAACUGUCUGUGAAUGAGCCACUGUCAUUUUCUGUUGAGUCUAUUCUUAAGAGGCCUUCAUCUGCCAUCACUCACGUCUCUCAGUGAAAGGCUGCUUACAGGGAAAGCUGGAUUUUCUGCCGUCUCAGAGGGUUCUUACCAGUUGCUAUUUUUUUUUAAGAAAAAAAGCUAAGAUGUUUGUCUAAAGAAAUUUCUAAUGUAAAUGGUGAUGAUUUAAAAAAUGAUAUCUAUUCAUAUGCAUGUACUUUUUUUCCCAUAAAUAUAUUUAAACCUAAAGAUGGAAAUUGCUUAUGUGCAAACUGUAAAGUUCCGUGCUUUACACCGCAUUUCAAAAAGCAAUAAAGUUGACACUGUCUUCUCAAAGACCCAG